Molecule: messenger RNA, 3315 nt
Organism: Amoebophrya sp. A120
Lineage: Eukaryota; Dinophyceae; Syndiniales; Amoebophryaceae
Source: the annotation of a GenBank genome assembly
AGUCUCAGUGAAGGUUUCAUCGACCCUCGUAGUGCGUUGUGCAAGUCCGGCCGGGAAAGGGAAUGAAUUUUUCCCUUCUGCUACUAUUACUUGACCACAUCAUGAAAUCACGACAGCGUAUGUACAAAUAGAAUCACCUUUAUUUCAUCGUACAACCACCUUCACAGCCACCAUGCGGUUUUCUCGCGACAACAUGACCCGCUUUUUCACUACCACCGCAGUCGGACGACUUGCAACAGCAGCGGCAUUUUUAAAGACCGUUUCCACCGCCCAGAGAACUCCCGCACAAGAAACCUCCGCUUUCCCAGAGGAGUUUGUGCCCGCGCAGCUGGCGAAGGUUUUGGACAAGUACUACGUCGAGAACCAGGACGCGGCGGCGGUUUUCCACUAUCCGAAACUGGUUUUUGCGGGACCCGCGGGUACGGUGGAGGCGAAGGCGGUGGACUUUUACCUGAAAAGGAACGUGAAAGACCUCCCACAAAAAGUCCUGAAAGCGUGGAACGAAAAGUGCGCGGCCAAAGCGGAGGAGGGCGGGAGUACUAUUGGUACUAGAACGGGAAAACCAUACAGCAGUGUGGUCUCGUCCAUUCACGGUACAACAAUUCCCCAACCGCUCGUGCAAGUUGAGUGGCUGGUCACUCCGCUACCCGGCGUCGCUGCGCUCGUUAGUCAGCCAGUAGUGCCGUCCUCUCUGCAGGCUGGAGUUGUUUCUGCAGUAGGACAAGUGAAAAAAACGAGUCCGGAUGUUCCGGCAACUACUACCGCCUGCGAAAGUCCAAGUUCCGGCACCAGGCCCAGUUCGCCAUUCACCGUGCACUUCGCCCCCGCGUACGACUCCUGCGUGGAUCUGCAAACCUUCCACCGUAACCUCCUCUGUUUCGACUACAGUGUGCCGAAUAAAGAGGAGAGGAAGCGGUUCACCGAGUGGUUGCUGAACGAAAAACUCGCGACGGCAGCAAACAGUGCCUCCUUGCGGCAAAAGUUCAACGACCUUUCAACCGCGGCGAUUGCGCAGCUGGUCGAGACCGUGUUCAAUCAUUUGACCUUGGACGAGAUCGAGUUGCUCUUCUUCGCGGCGCUAGCGGAGCAGGAGAAGAACGCCAGUCCCGGGGGUGUUCUGCUGCGACACUUCGAGAAGGCGAAGGAAGCACUGCAGUGGACGGAGGUUGGCUCGAAGAAGAGAAGAUCCGUCAUGUCUAUGUUUUCUUCACCCACGACCACCACUGAAGCUCUUUCGCAGCACCAAGACGCGACGUCGAGAUCAUGGGGAGAGCAAGUGGACGGCGUCGCAGAGCAGACUGCAUCUACUUCGGAGGAGAUGAAAAACAGCACGACUGUGUUGACCAAUGCCGCGAGCGAGAAUGCACUGUAUAUAUCACAAAGAGCUUCUACUUGAGUGUCAUACUAACUCGUCCGUGUGCAGGGAAAUUAAUAGAUAGGUACAUCUACCAGUGAGCAAAAGGAACGUAUUUCCGAGGAUAAAAGCGGCGGGCGGAUUCAAGAUGUUCUUCUUUUACACGAAACUGAUCAGGUUGAAGGAGCUGCUGCCGAGCUGGCUGCACUUUCCGCCGGUUGUGUGGGGCCUGUUCGUAUCAACUGUAAAAAUGUCUGGGUCUGGAAAAAUUCAUGUUUGUCAUGCUUGUCUGGCAUGACUCUUAAAUCUGUCAUGCACGUUACCCAAGAGCUCCGUUUUUCUGUGAUGCAAAAGCGCAGUUUGUCAUGCAGAAUAGGCAACACCUGAGAGCUCAGAAACUUCUCAUGCUGAGUCAGCAUUUGUAGCCUCAUCAUGAGACGCCCCCCAGCAUCACAAGUUCCCAGACCCAGACAUUUUUACUUUUGAUAGUUCGCUUUUGCGUUGAUCGCGCACUUCAUGACGCAGUACAUGUAUCAAAUGCAAAAAUGUCUGGGUCUGGAAGAAUGCGCGAUUUGUCAUGCAGCUUUUCCAUGCGCCAUGAGGUCUGGAAUGCAGGACCUAGCAUGACAGAUUCUAUGCGAUCUCUCUCAUGCCUGUCCUGCAUGAGAAACUCCCUCCCGACUUGGUCAGAACUGGACGACUUUUGGUAAUCAUGCAACGCAGAUUUUUGCAUGCUUCAGAUGUAGCAUGACAAGUUGCAUUCUUCCAGACCCAGACACUUUUGCACUUGAUAACAUGACGCACCGAACGAAGCAGCAUCGCGGCCCCAUGGCGGGGAAGGGAGGAGCCGCGGUAUCAAAUGUCAAAAUGUCUGGGUCUGGAAGAGUCAUGCUGUUUUUGCAUGACACAGAAGGUCUGGCAUGGAAGCUCUAGCAUCACAGGUUUCGAGAAGCUUCCGCAAUGCCGAAUCCGCAUGACAAGUCCCCUACUUUGCUGACAGAAAGUGUGCAGCUACUUUUGCUACGUAUGCAUGAGAGACUUUUCUGUGUUCUGAAAUACGCAUUACAAGUUGCAUUCUUCCAGACCCAGACAUUUUUGCAUUUGAUACGCGGCGCAGAGGAUCAACUCCAUGUUUCAGCAAGGCAAAGGCGGGCAUUUGCUGAAGGGGAAGAACGCCGGGAAUUCCAUGGAGGAACUCAGUAUCGGAGGGAGAGGACUCUUGGAAUCAACAGUGAGCUUCGUUCUUUCUGCGGUCAUGAGAAGAAGCGUAAACGUAUGGAUUCAUUUUCCGCAAUCGGUCGCAGCAGCGCUCGCGCUAAGUGGUUCGUUGGGGAUAUGACAGCACACCUAACCGCCGCUUCGCAGAACCCAUGAAUGAUCAGAAGUGUGGCUUGCUUGCUCGCAAAAAUACACAUUAUGUGGUUUAGGUUUUGUUGCACCACCUUCGAUAAUAAAUUUGAUUGAUUCAAGAGUUUUUUUUCCGCCAUACGCUUGAAGAUGGUCGGUAUGGACAACAAGGGCGGGAUUGGUGGCAAGGCGGACCUGCUGAACCUGAUGAAGGGCGCUGCUUCUAUGGGUCCCGGCGGGAAGCAGGCCGGUGCGACGGCGUUUCCCGGUGCAGUUCCCGAUUUCGGCAAGGGCGGGGGCGACUUCACGUUUGCAAACGGCAAUGGCGAGGAUGAUUUUGACUAUGACGACGAGGAGGAUUACGAGGUGCCGGCUAGUGGGGGAACUACAACAUCAGCAGCCCGGGAUAAAAAUCCCAAAGCGCCGGGAGGUAGUAAUACCAGUACAACUUCUAGUAGAGCGAAAAAUAUCAAUUCCGAGAAUUUGGGCAAGGGUAGUGGUACUACGAACAGCAACAGAGCUAAUCAGCUGCACCAGCAAAAUAAUAAAUCCGGUGACAAUUGGCAGGAGCAACUGGUGGAACUGCUUUCGGACCAGAACCUGGAUACAAAAAA